AUGCACAAAGCAGCGUGGGCAGGCGGCGGCGUGGGCGGUGGGGCUGCCGGCCCAGGGCUCUCCGCUCUGCCGCCACGGAGCCCUCCGCUCAGCCUGGCAGCGCGGCCGGCCGACGGGGAGGAACCGGGGCGAAAACCCGGCUGGGAGCGACUCAGUAGCGAAAUAGUUAUCUCGCACAGCUUCAGCUUCUCCUGCUUCCCCAGCACUGCUGCCAGCGGGCUGCUGGACAGCCCCACUUCCAUCACCCCGCCGCCCAUGCUGAGCGCCGACGACCUGCUGGGCUCCCCCACCUUGCCUGACUGCGCCAGCAACCCCUUCACCUUCUCCAGCCAGGAGCUGGUCAGUCUCUUCGCCCCCAGCAUGGGGGUACAGGUGCCCAGCGGGAGCUCCCCCACCACCUUCUUGUUCAGGCCCAUGUCUGAGUCCCCCAACAUGUUUGACUCGCCGCCCAGUCCUCAGGACUCCCUGUCUGACCAGGAGGGCUAUCUGAGCAGCUCCAGCAGCAGCCACAGCGGCUCAGAUUCCCCUAUCCUGGACACCUCAAGACGUCUUCCCAUCUUCAGCAGACUCUCCAUCUCCGACGACUAAUCUGGGGUUUCCUCUCGCUCCCUCCCCCUACACCUCUAUUAUGAUGUUAAGCU
Messenger RNA from Charadrius vociferus (killdeer), 641 nucleotides. It is a transcript of the gene ZFP36L1, whose product is annotated as ZFP36 ring finger protein-like 1. NCBI's taxonomy places the organism in Eukaryota, Metazoa, Chordata, Aves, Charadriiformes, Charadriidae. The record is from RefSeq and is a predicted model, not a curated record. Bases 1 to 588 code for a protein of 195 amino acids. The transcript has 2 exons.